Molecule: messenger RNA, 663 nt
Organism: Dipodomys ordii (Ord's kangaroo rat)
Lineage: Eukaryota; Metazoa; Chordata; Mammalia; Rodentia; Heteromyidae
Gene: Spmip9
Product: testis expressed 37
Exons: 3
Coding region: 1-663 (220 amino acids)
Cellular component (GO): cytoplasm
Source: RefSeq, a predicted model, not a curated record
AUGGCAACAGCCUGUAUUGUGCAGACAGGGGUCAGAGCUGAGCUGAGAGACAGGGAAGCAGUGUUGCAGUUGCCAAUAGAAUUCCCAAUGCCACGUCCAUGGCAUCGGCGGCGUCAGAAGUUGGAAGAUGAAGAAGAUCCUUGUGCCUGGCUAAAAGAAGGGGUCCAUGUAGAUCCAGAAAUAUACCAAAGCUCCUACAUGGCAGACUACAAGCCUUUUGGAAAGCAAAAAUACUCCAGUGUCACACCACAAGAGCAGGCAAAGCUUGACACCCAACUCCGGAACAAGGAAUUUUAUAGACCUUCCCCCCAAAUCAACCCAAGGCUGCAGGAUGGGUACCCUGCCUUCAGAAGACCCUACAUGACUGCCAAGGACCUGGGACUGCCCGGCUUCUUCCCGCCAAAGGACCGUGGGGCCACAGGGGGAGAUGACUGCAAUCCUGACAGUAUCUGUCCUCUCCAGGGCAUGGCAUUACCGGCCUUAACCACUCCCAGACAACUUAGCCCAGGGGCUGACCUCCAGUACUACCUGAAUCCCAAGUACCAGCCUGGUUCAGAAGAGGACAAAGACCACCUUCUCCUGCGCAGUUCCAGCCCUCAUCACUGGACAGGCAAGGUCCCUUUAUUGAAUCCUUUGGGACCACCGAUGGCAUAUUACCAGUAG